UCCUUCCCUUGGACAUGGCGCGCACCUGCCCGGCAACAUUGGCCGGCUCCAGCACCGCGCUGUACCGGCCCGCUCUGCCCAGCGUCUGCCGGGGGUUGGGUGGAGGCGGCGGGGGAGGGGGCAUGACUGGAGCACCCCCGAGUACAGCACCGUACUGAGCUCCCAAGGUGCUGAGCCCCAGGGCACGCACCGUCCCUGUCCGACUCUGCGGGGAUGGCGUCCCAGGUGUUGCAGCUGCUCAGGCAGGGCGUGUGGGCCGCACUCACAGGGGGCUGGUACCACGACCCCGAGCAUAGCAAAUUCACCAACAGCUGCCACCUCUACCUGUGGCUGUUCCUGCUGCUGCUGCCUCUGACUCUGCACCUGGCUUUCCCUCCAAACGUCCUCACUGCACUGUUCUACUGCGGCUCUGUGACCAUCCUCUUUGCAAUCAUCAAGCUCGUCAGCUACCGCCUGCACCUCAUGUUCGAUAAGGGAGAAGUGAUCCAGCGCCAGUCCCCGCGAAAGAAGAGCAAGCGAAGACCAGAGGGAGAGGCCAGCAACCAGCGCAUGGCCAGCCACAAAAACCCAAGCAAUAACAGGCAGAUUCACAGCGCCAAGAAGGAGGAGCCUCGAGGGAGCCUGCCCACACCACCCCUCCGCUGCAGCUCCCGAGGGCAGAGCGUCCACUCCCAGCGUUCCUCGCCAUUGGAAUUGCCAGCACAGGAGACAGUAGAAGACCUCAAAGGUGUUGUUCUGUCAGAGGAUCAACCAGAGGCAGUGGUGUCAUCUACCUCACCUGGCAUCAAGUCAGAAAGCCUACCUGCAUCUCAGGGGCGUACCCCGGAACCCACUCCCAGACCAGCAGGACCAGUGAAGCCAGUUACCACAGAGAUCCUCACAGGAAGAAAAGGGAAAGAGCCGGGGGGCACUGGCCAGCGCCCGGCCCGACACAGGUCUGAGAGUGGCCUGGUGAACACUGGAGCCUUGAAGAAGUUGCCACAUCUGUCCCUGUCCCAGUAUGACUUACUGGAAACUGACAUCUCCUUCCAGCCGUGGGGCAGUGAGCACUCUGCUCUGAUUCCACAGUGCCCCAGUUGUCCCCAGGAUCCCACCAGGGCACAGUCACAGAGCAGAUUGCCUCAGGACAGCCUGAGCAGCAGCUGUGGUCAGCACAACACUGUCCUGGCCAAACCCACAGAAGAGGAGGAGCUGACCCAAACAUCGGGUCAGGUGGAACCGCCCUUGAACCAGGAAGUGGUUGACUCUGAUGGCGAGGUUGCGGUGACCCUCAUUGAUAACUCCCAGCCUGGAGAACCAUUGAGUCUGCAUGAGCCCAUUAAGAUAGUCAUCACGAUGAGUAGCACCCCAAACUCCACAAGUGACCUGGAGAGUUCCCUGCACCUGAAGGUAACCAGCUCUGAUAGAACCAGUGUCAGGCUGGAUGCAGAGCCUUCUGGUCCAGGAGUGGCCGGUCCUGCAGAUUCUGAGCAGGUCAGAAUUCCUUUGAUCACCCUUGAAUUAACUGAGGAUGGAGGAGGAAGAGGCAUCUCUUGUCCUGAAGGAAACGAGGGAGAAAGAACCCCAGAGAGAACGCAGGUGAUGUCAUCUGCUCAUUGUCUUGGUUGUGGAUCUGGGGACAUGGAGUGUAGCCCCCAAAAUGGCAGUCCCACCCCACGGCAUGCCUGGGAAUCCACCCCUGCACCGCUCACACCCAGGGUGGACCCCGAGUCUGAGGAGAGCAGGGAGGGCCAGGCUAACCUGGACCCAGCCUCUUGUAAGAGUGGCCAUGAGAAAAGGCACACCCGUGUGCUCAGUGUGGACAGUGCGACCGAUGUCUUCUUAAGCCGGAGUCCCAAGGAGGUGGCCAGCGACAGCGAGAAACCCAUCCCAACAUCCAAAUCAGACCUGGAAGCCAAGGAAGGGCAGAUUCCAAAUGAAUCCAACUUCCUAGAGUUUGUCUCCCUACUGGAAUCCAUCAACACCUCCAAAGUGGUGGCCUCCGACUCAGCAGCAGAGCAGAAAGGAGCAGAUCAGGGUCCUGCAGAUCACACCUCCCCAGGGACCAAGGAGGAAGCAGUGGAGAGUGGAAAACCCAGUGGACACGAUCCGAAGCCAGGAAAAGCAGAUUUGCCAAGCCAAGACCGUGCAGUCGCCAGCCCGGUGUUGACACAGCCUGCCAAGACCACAGCACUUUUCCAGGGCAGUCGGCAAAGGCAGAUCAUCUACAGAGUGACCUCCCAACAAGACAGCUCGGUGCUACAGGUCAUCAGUGGACCAGAAACAUCUGUACAGGAGGAGAUGUCCCUGGAUGCCAUGCACGUCUUCAUUGAUGAACAUGGGGAAAUCAAGUCGUGCUAUUUAAAGUCUGGAAACCAGAAAGAAGGCUCCUCCCAACAUCUGCCCCUGAACCCUGAUUGUGCCUCUCGCGCCAGAGAGAUUCUUCUCAGCUCUUCCAGUACCACCACUUCAGACAGCCCAGAUCCGUCCUCAGGGGACCCUGCAGUCAGUGCCCUGCAGCAGCAGCUGCUGCUCAUGGUGGCCCGAAGGACACAGUCGGAAACCCCACGGCACGUGAGCCAGGACCUGGAAGACUCGUCGCGAUCCUCGGCGCAAGGAAGGUUUAACCGAGAGCAGUUUUACAAAUUCAUCAUUUUCCCUGGGAAGUGGAUUAAAGUCUGGUAUGACCGACUCACCUUGUUGGCGCUAUUGGAUCGAACUGAGGAUGUGAAGGAGAACGUGGUGGCGAUUCUGCUCAGUGUCCUGGUUUCCCUCCUGGGCUUUCUGACGCUGAACCGUGGCUUCUGUAGAGACCUGUGGGUCCUGCUCUUCUGCGUGGUCAUGGCCAGCUGCCAGUACUCCCUGCUCAAGAGCGUCCAACCUGACCCCGCCUCACCAAUACACGGACACAACCAAAUCAUAGCCUAUAGCAGACCAAUCUAUUUCUGUAUGCUGUGUGGCCUUAUUUUGCUUCUUGAUGCAGGGGCCAAAGCCAGGCACCCUCCCAGCUAUGUCGUAUAUGGCCUGAAGCUCUUCUCCCCUGAGACCCUGCAAUCAGUCAGGGACCACUUAAUAGUAUUUUUAUGUUGCUUCCCUGUGAUCUCCCUCCUGGGCCUCUUCCCACAGAUCAACACCUUCUGCACGUACCUUCUGGAACAAGUGGACAUGCUGCUCUUUGGAGGUUCUGCUGUUUCUGGAAUCACAUCAGCCGUGUACAGUGUGGGCCGGAGUGUCUUGGUAGCAGCCCUGCUCCACGCCUUCUGCUUCAGUGCCGUCAAGGAACCAUGGAGCACACAGCACAUCCCAGCGCUGUUCUCCGCCUUCUGUGGGCUGUUGGUCGCACUGUCCUACCAUCUGAGCCGGCAGAGCAGUGAUCCAUCGGUGCUCCUGUCCUUCGUUCAGUGCAGAUUUCUUCCUAAAUGCUUACAUCAGGACCUGGACGAGUCGGCCACAGACCCUCUCCCUCAGAGGAUGAAGGACUCAGUGAAGGAUGUCCUGCGGUCAGAUCUUGUCGUCUGCUCAGCAGCUGCUGUCCUUUCCUUUGCCGUCAGUGCCAGCACCGUCUUCCUGUCCUUACGGCCUUUUCUCAGCAUCGUGCUCUUUGCCCUGGCCGGCACAGUGGGACUCGUCACCCACCACCUGCUCCCUCAGCUCCGAAAGCACCACCCGUGGAUGUGGGUUUCACACCCUGUACUCAAGAGCAAGGAGUGCCAGCAACGGGAAGCUAGAGAUAUUGCCCAUCUGAUGUGGUUUGAGAGACUCUACGUGUGGCUUCAGUGUUUUGAAAAGUAUCUCUUGUACCCGGCCAUCGUCCUGAAUGCCCUCACCCUUGAUGCGUUCUCCAUAAGCAACUACAGGAGACUCGGGACCCACUGGGACAUUUUUUUGAUGAUCACCGCUGGCAUGAAGCUACUGAGGACCGCGUUCUGUAACCCAGUUCACCAGUUUGCUAACUUGGGUUUCACGGUCAUCUUUUUCCACUUUGACUACAAAGACAUUUCUGAGAGCUUCCUCCUGGAUUUCUUCAUGGUGUCCAUUGUAUCCACCAAGCUCGGGGACCUGCUACACAAGCUGCAGUUUGUCCUGGCCUACGUGGCCCCUUGGCAGAUGGCCUGGGGUUCUUCCUUUCACGUGUUUGCCCAGCUCUUCGCCAUCCCUCACUCGGCCAUGCUUUUCUUCCAGACGUUUGCCACCUCGAUCUUCUCUACACCCCUGAGCCCUUUCCUGGGGAGCGUCAUAUUCAUCACUUCCUAUGUCAGGCCGGUGAAGUUCUGGGAGAGAAGCUAUAAUACAAGGCGUGUGGAUAAUUCCAACACAAGAUUGGCUGUGCAAAUGGAAAGAGACCCAGGGAGCGAUGACAACAAUCUCAAUUCCAUCUUCUAUGAGCACCUGACACGGACCCUGCAGGAGUCGCUCUGUGGAGACCUGGUGCUUGGCCGUUGGGGCAACUACAGCUCUGGUGAUUGCUUCAUUUUGGCUUCGGAUGACCUCAAUGCCUUCGUCCACCUGAUCGAGAUUGGGAACGGUCUUGUCACCUUUCAACUUCGAGGACUAGAGUUCCGAGGGACUUACUGCCAGCAGAGGGAGGUGGAGGCCAUCAUGGAAGGUGACGAGGAUGACAGAGGUUGCUGCUGCUGCAAGCCUGGCCACCUGCCACACCUGCUGUCCUGCAAUGCCGCCUUCCACCUGCGCUGGCUCACCUGGGAGAUCACGCGCACACAGUACAUCCUGGAGGGCUAUCGCAUCAUGGACAACAAUGCAGCCACCAUGCUACAGGUGUUUGACCUCCGCAGGGUGCUCGUCCGCUACUAUGUCAAGAGCAUAAUAUACUACAUGGUCACUUCCCCCAAACUCCUCUCGUGGGUCAAGAACGAGCCCCUGCUGAAGUCCCUCCAGCCCUUCGCCAAGUGGCACCACAUUGAGCGUGACCUUGCGAUGUUUAACAUCAACAUCGACGAUGACUACGUCCCGUGUCUCCAGGGCAUCACACGGGCGAGUUACUGCACCGUGUUCCUGGAGUGGAUUCAGUACUGCGCAGGGAAAAGACAGGAGCUCUCCAAGGCCCUGGACCCUGUGGACAGCGAUGAAGACUCACCUCUGGUGACACUUUCCUUUGCCCUGUGCAUUUUUGGAAGGCGAGCUCUGGGAACAGCUGCACACAAUAUGGCUAUGAGCCUGGAUUCCUUUCUGUACGGGCUGCAUGCCCUCUUCAAAGGUGACUUCCGGGUCACAGCUCGAGACGAGUGGGUAUUUGCCGACAUGGACCUGUUGCACAAAGUUGUUGUUCCAGCCGUCCGGAUGUCCCUGAAGCUGCACCAGGACCAGUUCACCUGCCCGGAUGAGUAUGAAGAUCCGGCGGUUCUCUAUGAGGCCAUCCAGUCCUUCGAGAAGAAGGUCGUGAUCUGCCACGAGGGAGACCCAGCCUGGAGGGGUGCGGUGCUGUCCAACAAGGAGGAGCUGCUGACCCUGAGGCACGUGGUGGACGAGGGUGCCGAUGAAUACAAAGUCAUCAUGCUCCACAGGGGUUUCCUGAGCUUCAAGGUCAUCAAGGUAAACAAGGAGUGCGUGAGAGGACUCUGGGCAGGGCAGCAGCAGGAACUCAUCUUCCUGCGCAACCGCAACCCAGAGCGUGGAAGCAUCCAGAACAACAAGCAGGUGCUACGCAAUCUCAUCAACUCCUCCUGCGAUCAGCCGCUGGGGUACCCCAUGUAUGUCUCCCCACUGACCACGUCCUACCUGGGAACCCACAAGCAGCUGCAAAGCGUCUGGGGUGGGCCUGUCACACUGGACCGUGUGAGGACGUGGUUCCAGACCAGAUGGCUAAGGAUGAGAAAGGACUGCAGUGUGGGCCAGAGGAGCGGUGGCAACAUUGAAGAUGUGGAUGGACCAGCAGGACCAGCAGCAGGUGGUAGGAAUGCCCCCAGUGGAGAAAGCCGGGACAGCAACUCAGAACAAGCCAGAAAAGGAGGCACCCAGCAAUGGGCCUCACCCCGUGGAGAGGGUCAUAGGACAGGAAGAAGGAAGGGCAGAAGCCAGUCCGUCCUGGCACACUCGGCAAUAAGCCAGAGGCCACCUACUCUGAGCUCCUCAGGUCCCAUUGUAGAGAGCCACCAAGCCUUCCUUCAGACGUCCAGCUCUGUGCAUGAGCUGGCCCAGAGGCCUUCAGGAAGCCGGCUUUCCUUGCACAACUCAGCUGCAUCCCUGCACUCGCAACCACCUCCAGUCACCACCACGGGUCACCUGAGUGUCCGGGAGCGGGCUGAGGCACUCAUUCGGUCUAGCCUGGGCUCUUCAACCAGCUCUACUCUCAGCUUCCUCUUUGGCAAAAGGAGUUUCUCCAGUGCGCUUGUCAUCUCUGGACUCUCUGCUGCAGAGGGAGGCAACACCAGCGACACCCAGUCAUCCAGCAGUGUCAACAUCGUGAUGGGUCCUUCCGCGAGGGCCGCAAGCCAUGCUGCUCGGCACUUCUCUGAGCCAUGUGAACCCACUGACACCCCAGAGCAAGGGCAGCUUCCAGAUCCACGGCUGGCAGAGGCUGUGGCAGAGAACCUGGGGAUGCUUUGCCGGAGAGCGAGCCAGGAGGACAUGGGCCUGGAUGACACAGCUUCCCAGCAGAGUGCCUCGGAUGAGCAAUAGUGGACACAUUUUUGGUCAGAGAGAUGGGGACGCUCUCUGCUCCAGAAUCACAUGGUUCUUCCUGAGGGAAAAGAAGAGCCAUUCUAGAAAACAAUAACUUUAUCUCAGGUUCUUGGAAACACUCACCUAGUGGGAGUCGGGAAAAGACAUUGCGCCUCUUCCCUCAAGCACUGCACAAGAGUUGGACAUUUCUCACAAAAGCCAUGGUAUAUCUUAAAACAACUAGAAUGAGUAGGGCCCAGGACUGGCUCCUCCUGCUCUGGUAAUAGAACAGCUGCAUGCUACAUUACUGGCAUUUUACACAUCAUUGCCACCAUGAGAGAGCAGAGUCACAGCCCCUGAGGCCAUCAGCAGGCCAGGGGCAUCCAGGUUCGGCCCAACUGCAAAGAGCCUCCUCCUUUAUGACCCUCGCACAGUUGGAAGUGCAAACCAUUCUCCACAACCUGAUGGUGCACUGGUCCAGGAUGGGAGUUUCAGGGUGAUAUGCUCCUCCCUCAAGUUCUGGGCCACCCAGGACCCCUGCGUGCUUCCCAGGAAUGCAUGCUAGUCUUCCAAGCUAAGCAAGCUCUACUGUAUGUGAGCACAUUUGCACACACCUCUGUUUUAGGGAUUAAAAUGUUUACAGUUC
Messenger RNA from Microtus ochrogaster (prairie vole), 7243 nucleotides. It is a transcript of the gene Pcnx2, whose product is annotated as pecanex 2. The transcript is spliced from 34 exons. Gene Ontology annotation, cellular component: membrane. NCBI's taxonomy places the organism in Eukaryota, Metazoa, Chordata, Mammalia, Rodentia, Cricetidae. The record is from RefSeq and is a predicted model, not a curated record. The coding region runs from base 214 to 6615 and encodes 2133 amino acids.